Molecule: messenger RNA, 1530 nt
Organism: Oryza sativa Japonica Group (Japanese rice)
Lineage: Eukaryota; Viridiplantae; Streptophyta; Magnoliopsida; Poales; Poaceae
Biological process (GO): protein transport
Source: RefSeq, a predicted model, not a curated record
GACGGACGCCUUCGCCACAAAGCAAACCCGAUCUAAUCAACCGUGACAUCCCCUCGCCUCGGGUCCUUCGUUCCCUCGCAUUUUCCCUUCCAUUUUCACACUUUCACACACCCGCGCCACACGAGGGGGUACAUAAGACCGAGCUCGAAGUCUCAGGAGAGCGUGGAAGAGGAGGCAGUUGCUCGUUUUUGUGUGUGAGAGAGGGGAGAGGCCGGCGGCGAUGGGGAGGACGCUGGACGUGUUGCUGGGGCGGACGACGAAGCAGACGGCGAGGCUCAAGUCGAUGCUGGGGCUGGCGGUGACGCGGCUCGGCGUGCUGCGCGGGCACAGGCAGGUGCGGUGCGCGCAGGCGCGCGGCGACGUGGAGCAGCUGCUCCGCCUCGGCCACCCCGACCGCGCCCUGCUCCGCGCCGAGCAGGUCAUCCGCGAGCAGAACACGCUCGACGCCUUCCUCAUGCUCGAGUCCUACUGCAAUCUCAUCACCGAGCGCGCCGCCCUCGUGGACUCGCACAGGGAGUGUCCCGAGGAGCUGCGUGAGGCGGCAGCGGGUUUGAUCUACGCGGCGGCGAGGUGCGGUGACGUGCCGGAGCUGCAGGAGGUGAAGCGCCUCAUGGCGGCCAAGUUCGGCAGGGAGUUCGUCUCCUCCGCGGCCGAGCUCCGCAGCGGCUGCGGGAUCAAUGCCAAGAUCGUGCAGAAGCUGUCGACCAAGCAGCCGAGCCUGGAGAGCAGGCAGAUGGUGCUCCAGGAGAUCGCGGCGGAGAAAGGGAUCGCCGGCGUCGUGGUGCACGUCGUCCACGAGCCUUCUUCCCACGACGAGGACUCGGGCCUCAGCCACAGGAGGCGGCGGUGCGACGGCGAGAGGCGGCACAGGGUCCAUCAACCCCAGGUCGACCUGGAGGAGGACGGCUCUUCGAGGUACAGGAACGUGGAGGCCGCGGCGCAGGCCGCGUUCGAGUCGGCGGCCACCGCAGCGGCCGCCGCGAAGGCCGCCAUGGAGCUCUCGCGAGGCGAAUCCGGGGGCCGCGACGACGACAGGAGACGGCCGGGAGGCGCGCAGUUCGACAGGGCCGACGAAGAGACGCUCGCCGGCGGCGAGGUUUCGGGUGAUGGCAAGAAAUCUGGCAGGAUCAGACGUGCCAGCCUCGGCCGGAACUACAGUUCAGAGAUCGAGGAUUCAGCUGAGGAUGAUGAAGUGGUCCGCCAUGAGAUCACUGCAGAGAGCGAGGUGAAACCGCGGGGUCUGACCAGGAGCGUGCCGGUAUCAGUCAGAACAAAGAGGGUGAGUUAGCUGCAACCAGAUGGCAACAAGAGUGAUGGGAGAUGAUUUCUUGAAUUCGUGAUAUUAGCAGCUGCUAUUAUAUUUUUGCAGAUUCAUCGUUCGUUAGAUCCUAGGCCUGUAGGCCAUUGCAUGCAUGUAAUUAAAUGGAGCCAAACAAAAAAAAAGGAAAAAAAAACUUGAUUCAGAUUUUGUUCAUCGGUUAGUAGGAGGGAGCAAAAGUCAGCAUUGUAUAUUGAUGGCAGGUUUCAUCA